This is a messenger RNA of Brassica oleracea var. oleracea, 906 nucleotides long. RefSeq lists its product as uncharacterized. The transcript has a single exon. Gene Ontology annotation, molecular function: RNA-DNA hybrid ribonuclease activity; nucleic acid binding. The record is from RefSeq and is a predicted model, not a curated record. The coding region runs from base 1 to 906 and encodes 301 amino acids. Lineage: Eukaryota; Viridiplantae; Streptophyta; Magnoliopsida; Brassicales; Brassicaceae.
AUGACAUAUAGACACAUUGGUAAAAACAAGAGCUGCUGCCGUUGUGGAGGAGAAGCAGAGAGCGUAAAUCAUUUACUCUUCCAGUGUCAUUAUGCGAGGAUGAUUUGGGCAGUUGCUAAUGUCCACAUACCCCCAGCGGGUCACUGGUCAGAUUCUUUGUAUACUAACCUUUAUUGGGUCUUAAACUUAAAAAAAGAGUACCCACUAGAGGAAGUAGAGGAAGGAUUUGUCCCUGAAUUGUUAUGGAGAUUAUGGAAAAACAGGAACGUACUGUUAUUUAGGGGAACAGAUUAUGAUGCUAUCUCAACAAUCCAGAAGAGCUGGGAUGGGGUAUGGGAACGCAGAAACAGAAAUGAGGUUAUAAAGGAGGAGGUCAAAGUAACUACAAUAGAAGAACCUGAGAAGAAAUGGACGCCACCGGCCCCGGCGAGUUUGAAAUGUAAUACUGAUGCCUCAUGGUCCAAAGAGACAAUGAUAGGAGGGGUGGGCUGGAUUUUGCGUGACCAUCAGGGUCUUCUACUGUGGGCGGGAGCAAGGAAACUGCCAAUGAUGAGGUCGGUGAUAGAAACAGAAGCGGAAGCAAUAAGCUGGGCAAUUCAGACUCUGGUGGGUUUUGGAUAUAAAACGGUGAUAAUCGAAACUGACUCUCUUGUGCUGGCAAGAAUGCUCAAUGGAGAGGAAGAGGUCUGGCCAGUGUUGGAACCCAUAUUGCAAGGCAUAACUUCAUGUUUGGCGGUAAAUGCAGGGUAUAAAGUGGUGUACUAUCCCCGGAGUGGUAAUAAGUCAGCAGAUAGAAUAGCGAAGGAGACUUCAACGUUUACGUCCCUUGUCCCUAAGCUAUAUUCUAUGGUGCCUAUGUGGUUGAAUUCAUGUUUUGAGGCUGAUAAGCCAUUUGUAAGAAACUGA